AUGCAGUUUGACAAAGCUUUGAAGUACCUGGGUGAUUUUGGCGUGUACCAACGAGUGGUCUACUUCUCUUUGUGUCUCAUGGCUGUUCCUGUGGCUUGGCAUAGCACCGGUAACACUUUCCUGAGCGCUAAGCCAGCCCACCAGUGUCGCCUCUACCAGGGCUACGUCUACAAUGCCUCGGAGGCGUACGACACCGUGCGCAGCUGCGAGAUACCAAAGCUCAAAGAUGGCCAAUGGGACAGCUGUAACAUGUACAAUACCUCUGCCACCCACGACGACAACAAUGGCGAAUGCAACUCCACUUAUUUGUGGCAAUCUAUUCCGUGUCAAAUGGGAUGGGUGUAUGAUGAUGGCAUCUACAGGAGUACAGUUGUAACUGAGUGGGACCUAGUGUGUGAAGACAAUGCCUUGCGUCAGCUGUCCAAAACCCUGGUUCUGGUGGGCAAGUUGUUUGGAUCCUUACUUUUUGGGCAACUCGCAGAUACCUUUGGAAGGAAGAAGUCGUUCACACUGGCUAUUUUGCUAAUGGUUGCCUGUGGGACGGGAUCAGCAUUUGCGAACAGCCUCAUUUUGUUCUUAGUCCUGCAAUUCAUAAUCGGUGUUGUUUCAACUGCAACCUUUGUGGUUGCCAUAGUAAUAGCUAAUGAAAUGGUAGGCAAGAGUUUUCGCGUGACGGCUGGCAUUGUCUUCGAGUACUUCUACACCAUCGGCUACCUGUCGAUGGCCCUGAUAGCGUGGUGCCUGGACGGAGAUUGGCGAAAGAUUGAAUUGGCCAUUUCCAUCCCGCCCAUCAUAUUCCUCGCCUAUUACUUCAUCGUGCCCGAGUCUCCCAGAUGGUUGAUUUCAAGAGGCAAGAUGGCAGAGGCGGAGAAGAUCGUAAGAAAGGCAGCGAAGGUGAACAAAGUCGACCUACCAAACAGCGUCUUUGAGGACAAAAAGGACCCAGAACAGAAAAGAUUGCCAUGUUUGUCGCAACUGCAGGAAAACCGACAUUCCGAGGAGACGAAGACCUUUAUUGAUUUGAUGAGGUAUCCUAACCUGAGGAGAAAGGCAUUCAUCGUUUACUUCGUUUGGUUGAGCAACAACAUGGUGUACUUUGGCUUGACCUACUUCACCGAGGACUUGGGUAGCGAUCCCUACCUCUCUUUCUUCCUCGCUGGACUCGUCGAAAUACCCGCCUACAUCCUGUGCCAAUUGCUGUUGGGUAGAAUUGGUCGCAAGUGGCUCAUUUGCAUAUUCAUGACUGUUGGGGGCGUUUCCCUCUUGAGCACCUUGGCAGUACCCAAAGGUUCGAGUUCAUAUUUGUAUCCUCUCCCCCACAACAGUGUGACACAGAAUCGAUUUAAAAGGGUUGUUGCCAACAACAAAGAGAACAACAAUUCCAAUUUGGGAACACUGACCUUGGCGAUUGCCAUGAUAGGCAAGCUGUGUAUCUCAGGUUCCUAUGCCAUUGUCUAUCUAUACGCAAUUGAGAUUUUCCCUACGCCAGUAAGAAAUGCAGGUGUCGGAGGGGGUGCGAUGUUAUCACGGAUUGGCUCCAUUUCCUCCCCUUACAUCCUCUUGCUGGCCGACUACACCUUCCCGGAGUUCCCUUUUCUGAUAUUUGGAUCUUUCACCCUGGUGUCUGGCAUCCUGAUGCUUGUCCUCCCCGACACCAUGGGGGUUAAACUGCCGGAGACUAUGCAGGAGGGAGAAGACUUCGGCAAGUAAGACGGCUGAUAAUGAGGCUAA
Molecule: messenger RNA, 1731 nt
Organism: Acanthaster planci (crown-of-thorns starfish)
Lineage: Eukaryota; Metazoa; Echinodermata; Asteroidea; Valvatida; Acanthasteridae
Product: organic cation transporter protein-like
Biological process (GO): transmembrane transport
Cellular component (GO): membrane
Molecular function (GO): transmembrane transporter activity
Source: RefSeq, a predicted model, not a curated record